Molecule: messenger RNA, 632 nt
Organism: Nicotiana attenuata
Lineage: Eukaryota; Viridiplantae; Streptophyta; Magnoliopsida; Solanales; Solanaceae
Exons: 2
Coding region: 150-632 (160 amino acids)
Source: RefSeq, a predicted model, not a curated record
UACUGCUGCAACUGGUCCCAUCAGCAACUAUAAAGGUUUCAAUCAGAGGGUUCAGUUUGAGUCAAAGAAACUUCCUGGUCCUUCUCCUAAUGUAGUAUGCAAAUACUGCAAGAAACCUGGAGACACCAUUAAUAAAUGCUAUAGGCUACAUGGUUUUCCAUCAGAUUUCAAGUUUACAAAGAGUAGGAGAUCUGCAGCUUGUGUUUAGUCUGAAAGUCCUGGUCCAAGUUCUAGUUUUCUCAACCCUAGUCCUUCUGAAGUUGCUGCCCAUGGGUUUACCAAGGAACAAUAUCAACAUCUUAUCACCCUGCUUUAGCAUGUCAACAUUGCUACUCCUACUUCCUAUCUUGACAGCAUUGCUACUAACAGCACUUGAUUUGCCAACUUUGCAGGGCCCUUCUCUGAGGAGGCCUCUGGUAAUUGGUAAGGCUGCAAAUGGACUGUAUUUUCUGCAUUCAGCUGGUAGAUCCUCUCCUGUUUCUAUUUCCAAGUUUGUUCCUGUUUCGAAUUCUAUUAUUUGUAAUGUACCUGGUCAGGUUCCUUGUUCUACUUCUCAUUCUGUAAUCUCUAGUUCACACGUAAUUCUUCUGUUGUUGCUAAUAAAAAUGAUGUAUUUUGGCAUCAAAGAUUAG